Messenger RNA from Galeopterus variegatus (Sunda flying lemur), 1086 nucleotides. It is a transcript of the gene RUNX3, whose product is annotated as runt-related transcription factor 3. Gene Ontology annotation, cellular component: nucleus. The record is from RefSeq and is a predicted model, not a curated record. The transcript has 6 exons. Gene Ontology annotation, biological process: regulation of transcription by RNA polymerase II; hemopoiesis; neuron differentiation. Gene Ontology annotation, molecular function: DNA-binding transcription factor activity, RNA polymerase II-specific; RNA polymerase II cis-regulatory region sequence-specific DNA binding; ATP binding. Lineage: Eukaryota; Metazoa; Chordata; Mammalia; Dermoptera; Cynocephalidae. Bases 1 to 1086 code for a protein of 361 amino acids.
AUGGUGGACGUGCUGGCGGACCACGCGGGCGAGCUCGUGCGCACCGACAGCCCCAACUUCCUCUGCUCCGUGCUGCCCUCGCACUGGCGCUGCAACAAGACGCUGCCCGUCGCCUUCAAGGUGGUGGCACUGGGGGAUGUGCCAGAUGGAACCGUAGUGACCGUGAUGGCAGGCAACGAUGAGAACUACUCCGCUGAACUGCGCAAUGCCUCUGCCGUCAUGAAGAACCAGGUGGCCAGAUUCAAUGACCUUCGCUUCGUGGGCCGCAGUGGGCGAGGGAAGAGUUUCACACUGACCAUCACUGUGUUCACCAACCCUACCCAAGUGGCCACUUACCACCGAGCCAUCAAGGUGACCGUGGAUGGACCCCGAGAGCCCAGACGGCACCGGCAGAAGCUGGAGGACCAGACCAAGGUGUUCCCCGACCGCUUUGGGGACCUGGAACGGCUGCGCAUGCGGGUGACACCGAGCACGCCCAGCCCCCGCGGCUCACUCACCACCACAAGCCACUUCAGCAGCCAGGCCCAGACCCCAAUUCAAGGUACCUCGGACCUGAACCCAUUCUCCGACCCCCGCCAGUUUGACCGCUCCUUCCCAGCGCUGCCGACCCUCACGGAGAGCCGCUUCCCUGACCCCAGGAUGCACUACCCGGGGGCCAUGUCUGCCGCCUUCCCCUACAGCGCCACGCCCUCGGGCACAAGCAUCAGCAGCCUGGGCGUGGCGGGCAUGCCGGCCACCAGCCGCUUCCACCACACCUACCUCCCGCCGCCCUACCCCGGGGCUCCGCAGAACCAGAGCGGGCCCUUCCAGGCCAACCCGUCCCCCUACCACCUCUACUACGGCGCCUCGUCCGGCUCCUACCAGUUCUCCAUGGUGGCCGGGGACGGCGGCGGGGGCGAGCGCUCGCCCACCCGCAUGCUGGCCUCCUGCACCAGCAGCGCCGCCUCGGUCGCGGCCGGCAACCUCAUGAACCCCAGUCUGGGUGGCCAGAGCGACGGCGUGGAGGCCGACGGCAGCCACAGCAACUCGCCCACUGCCCUGAGCACGCCGGGCCGCAUGGACGAGGCCGUGUGGCGGCCCUACUGA